CGCUCGAGACCCGCCUUGAUAUUGAACACUGAAGAAGAAGAGUCAGUAUUGUAAACACAAGGAUAUGGCUGACGAGAGGGGUGGAGGUGAAGACAACGUUAACGACAACAUGGGGAACCAGUUGCAGCUCUUUCCAGAUAAUGAGGAAGAGGAGGAGGAAGAUGACAUGGACACUGAAGACCGAGACAGUGAGGGGGGAGAGAAGCCCAGCACCAUCACCUUUGACCCCAGUCUUCCCACAUCACAUUCUUACCUGGGUUUAGACAUGGAGGAGUUUCACGGCCGUACAGUCCACGAUGAAGACAGCUGUCAGACCAUCCCUGUGCUGCCACACACCGCUGUGAUGCUGGUGCCAGGUCAGACGCUGCCUCUGCAGCUCUUCAGGCCGCAGGAGGUCAGCAUGAUGCGGAGCAUCAUCCAGAAAGACCGCACCUUUGCGGUGCUCGCACACAGUGAUGUAGGUGAGCCGGAGGCAGAGUUUGGGACAACAGCUGAAAUCUAUGCAUACAGAGAAGAGCAGGAAUAUGGCAUUGAAACUGUCAAAGUGAAAGCUGUGGGGAGGCAGAGAUUCAAGGUCCAUGAGAUAAGAACUCAAGCAGAUGGGAUCAGACAAGCCAAAGUACAGAUCCUUCCAGAACGAAUCCUUCCCGAUCCCCUCUCUGCCGUGCAGCUAGCACCCCUCUCCAGGCUCCACAUGCACCCCUCCUCAAAACCCCCGACUCAGAGCUUCAAACCGGCCCAGCGCUGGUGGAAUAACUACCAACAGAGGAAGUUUCACUGUGCCAAUCUGACACCAUGGCCACCCUGGGUCUACGCACUCUAUGACUCUGAGUCGCUCAUGAACAGAGUGAAGAAACAGCUCCAUGAAUGGGACGAGAAUCUGAAGGAUGACUCUCUCCCUACGAACGCCGUAGACUUCUCUUACAGAGUGGCAGCUUGUUUGCCCAUAGACGAUGCUCUGCGGCUCCAGCUGCUGAAGAUCGGCAGUGCCAUCCAGAGACUUCGCUGUGAGCUGGACAUUAUGGACCGGUGCACAUCACUGUGCUGUAAGCAGUGCCAGGACACAGAGAUAACCACAAAAAAUGAGAUCUUCAGGUGAGGACAUCACUACUUUUGCACGUU
Molecule: messenger RNA, 1122 nt
Organism: Cottoperca gobio
Lineage: Eukaryota; Metazoa; Chordata; Actinopteri; Perciformes; Bovichtidae
Gene: crbn
Product: cereblon
Exons: 9
Coding region: 65-1099 (344 amino acids)
Source: RefSeq, a predicted model, not a curated record